This is a messenger RNA of Symbiodinium sp. CCMP2592, 909 nucleotides long. NCBI's taxonomy places the organism in Eukaryota, Dinophyceae, Suessiales, Symbiodiniaceae. The record is from the annotation of a GenBank genome assembly.
AUGACCGCACCAGCACGACCCCCAAGAGCUACAGACGUGACAAAGAUCUCCACGAGCAGCUUCAGAAGCUGCCGCGUGGCUGUGAUGCGCCAUGUGCUGGUGACAAUCCAGGCGGACGCCGUCAAUGGAAAGCGCUUCCGAUGGAGAGACGAGGUUUCUAUCGACUCUUCGGCGUUACCUUUGAAGGCGAAGUGGGCGGAGGCGAAUGGAGUGCCGGAGAAGAUGGUCGAAUUCUUCGACUCCGUGACUGAACUGCCCGUCAAGCUGGACCUGACGCCCAGCCAGCUGGGAUGGGAGGAGGCAGUCACUCUGCUGGCCGUGCCCGCCGACGAUGAAGGGGCUGCCUCACCACCAGAUGCGCAGACGCUCGGUCGGAAGAGGAGGAAGAUGGCAGAGGUCGGAGGAGAACCCGUGGCGGCACACACGAAGGACCCGCCUGCUGUGCGACCAGCAGUCGCAGAGCCUGCGGCCCCAAAACCAGCUCCUGCCACGAAGGUGGCGGCAAAAACUGCCCCAGCUGCGAAGUCGAAGCCGGCAGAGGCAGCGCCAGCAAAAGCCAACGCAAAGCCGCCACCAGCCCCCAACCCAGCCAAGGCCAAAGGGCCACCAGCUGCCGGCAGUUCAAAGCCAGCUCCCGGCCCUCCGAAAGCUGGAGCCUCGGGAGGGCCAAAGAUGAAGCAGGAAGAGGAUGCCACAAAACUCGUGGAUCUUCUUGGCAAGAACAGCAGUCUUCCGGGGCAGGACGAGCCGAUCAAGUACGCAGAGAACCCGAAGAGGCCUGGCACGUCUGCACACGCCCGCUACGAGAAGUACAAGCACGCGAAGACCAUCGCAGAAGCUUUGAGAUGCGGCGCUGCCAAAGGCGACGUUGAUCACGACUUCAAGAACGGCUUCCUGCGCAGGGCCUAG